Messenger RNA from Saccharomyces kudriavzevii IFO 1802, 1773 nucleotides. RefSeq lists its product as uncharacterized. Bases 1 to 1773 code for a protein of 590 amino acids. The record is from RefSeq and is a predicted model, not a curated record. NCBI's taxonomy places the organism in Eukaryota, Fungi, Ascomycota, Saccharomycetes, Saccharomycetales, Saccharomycetaceae. The transcript has a single exon.
AUGUACUUUGUUAAUAAAGAAACAGUAUUAAUUGACGGCUGGCUGGUCAAUCAAGAUCUAUCUUGUUUAAUAGAGCCAUCCACUCUAGUCGACGAAGGAAUUGUGACGCGGCAGCGGUUCGAGGAAUUAAUUGAUCGUGGUUUGAAAAAUUGGGAUCUUCUGUUUAUUCCUGAAUCUGAUUUGUAUUGUGAAGAUUCUGAGGAGCUAUUUCAAUAUAUCACUACCGAAUCACACAUAUUUUAUGAAUUAUCCGACGGCUCAAUCAAGAACACAGAUUGUACUGAAAAGGAGAAUCUAGCAAACGAAGUGUUGAGAAGAUUUUCUCUAGUUUGCCAUUCAGCCACUAUGGCGGAUGGUAGAGAUGUCUACAUACAUCAGCAUACGUGUACAAGGAAUAAUGUCAAGAAAUGCUUGAAUACUGACCUGGUGUUGCAAAGCAAGUACUACACCGCAAUUGCCUUUAAUGAUAGAUCUUACUUCGAUCUUGAAGGAUUUUUGAUAGACCUAGAAUCCCACGAAGUUUGCUCCCUUUUUAGUCCUGACUUUCAAACGAGAAUAUCUGCUCCGAUAUGGCUAGGUCUGCGAAGCGUGUCAUCUGCUAGCAUGUUCGAGAGAGUGCGGACUUCAAGUUUGAACUAUUGGCUAACGGAUUGCAAGACCCUCUUUUACUUUAUGCAUCAGGAUGUAUAUGUCAAUUUUUACGAAAAAGAGCCAAACCGUUAUGUCUGCCAGAUGUGUGAGAGAGAAAAUGCUACCAAUGUAGCUCUCCCAGUACCUGUCAUGUUAGAUGGUACCAGAGUCGUUAAAUUUAUUGUACUUUCGCAGAAAAUCCAGGAUCAUGGUCCCACUUUACAGGAUCUAAAACGGCCCUGGGAAAAGGAAUCGUUUUCAAUGGAUGCCAACUUACAUCGCCAUUAUGCCUUGAUGGAACGUAAUUUUUUUGAUCCCGAUGAACAUGUGGAAGUUCCUGAUAUUAUAUAUGUCCAAGCUCGAGAAAUUUGGCAACUUCCCUUCAAGGCCAAGCAAGAUGUACUAAAGCCCAAACUCUAUCACUUUGGAGUUCAAAAACAUGUACAAGACGUUCAUAGCAUGUUGUUAAAAAGAAUGCUUCAACAAGGUCAAUGGAAAAUUGAAAACAUCAAAAAUUUAAUGAAAUAUGACUCGGAGUUAAAGAGCCUGCUUGGCCCCGUACUACCUGAAUACGAGAAACUGCACGAAGAAAGAAUCUGUGCUAUUUUGAAAACAGGACUAGGUUCUUUCGUCGAGAGAAUCUGCAAUAAAGUGAAAAACAAAGAUGGAGUUGUGCUACCGAAUAUCAAAAUAAUAGAAAGAUUCUUAGUCGAUAUCAAGGAGCGUGUAGUGGUGAGCCCGAAGAACACCAAAUACAACUUCGAGGACAAGAUCAUGUCCAAGUAUAAUCUUUUAGAUUGGAACAUAUUAAUUCUUAAACAGCAACCGAUUGAAAUUUUUUCGAGCAAAUUGUUCGACUCUGUCCAAGCGGAUAAUGUACAGGGCGUUGAUACUAAGCUGAAUGGGAGACGAUAUAUCACGCUGGCUUUUGGAAAAUUUGGAACGGUAUAUUUAUACGAAGGGAAGGACACCGACCAAACAUAUUUAAUGGAACCUCUAAGUACUGAUAAUGUCGAUUCAUCCAAGUUUCAAUUUUACGUCUCGGAACUGAACGGAUUAUUAGAUGUUUCAAAACACUUGUUGCAUUUUGACUCAUUGUUGAGGACGAUAUAUGAAUUUAGUUUUCGAAACUGCGCGGACUGA